Messenger RNA from Seminavis robusta, 795 nucleotides. NCBI's taxonomy places the organism in Eukaryota, Bacillariophyta, Bacillariophyceae, Naviculales, Naviculaceae. The record is from the annotation of a GenBank genome assembly.
CAUCGCCAGCCUUCCAUGUAAGUUUCAGGUAGGCACCAGUAGAUUUUCGAGCAUGGCAUGGCCUCACUGGUUCUUGGAAAGAUGCGGAAGUGGAGCAUGACCUGGCCUUCAACCGCGAUGACACCGUGAAGCGACAACAGACUUGAGCACAAGCAAGGAAACUCGAAAUCUUUCUACACCGUUUUCUCACAAUUUCGAUUUUCGGAUACCUCUUCCUUGCACCCUUCUUUCCCUUUUCUUUUUUUCAACAAACAAUCUAUUUCCAAGAUGGCGGACAUGAUGUAUUUUAUGGGACAAAACAAAAAAAAGGAAGCCACCAAGAAAAAGGAGCGUGCCGAAAAGGCCAAGCUAAAGGAUGUCAACAUGGCAGCGCCUUCGUUUGACAGAGCCAUUCUGAACGAACAGCAUCAGCGGGAAAAGGAUGCCAAGGCCAAGGAACGUGCUCAACCAAAGGAGAAUGCCAAGUUUGACAUGGCGCGAAGUCUAUUUGGUCCGGGAGGUGAAGGAGGAGAAGAAGGCGAAGAAGAAGCACAAACGGAGGAGUAAUGAGAAACGGAUGAUCAGGAUUGAAUGAACGUGAUGAAGAAUGAACCGUGGGGUUCUUCUUUUGGAUGCGCAUGCGCGUCGUGUGGUGGCUACAUACAUGAAUGAAAUGGAGUCUCGUCCCUGGAAUGUGCUUGUGGAGAUGGAUUCCUUUUAAACAUUAUUUCUGAAACAGGUUCUUCUGAAGUUUUCUGAUGAAGCAACCAAAUAGCUUUUAAUUAAAAGAAACAAUAGAAAAACGUUAAAAACCAG